UUACUGGGAAUGAGAGUAAACAAUGUUUAUGAUGUGGAUAAUAAGACAUAUCUUAUUCGCCUUCAAAAACCCGACUGCAAGGCCACGCUGCUGCUUGAAUCUGGCAUACGCAUUCACAUGACGGAGUUCGAGUGGCCGAAAAACAUGAUGCCGUCUAGUUUUGCCAUGAAGUGCCGUAAGCAUUUAAAGACCCGACGACUUGUCAGUGUAAACCAGCUGGGUAUUGACAGGAUUGUGGACUUCCAGUUUGGAAGCGAUGAAGCUGCUUACCACCUCAUCAUUGAGCUGUACGACAGGGGUAACAUCGUCCUGACCGACCACGAAUACAUCAUUUUAAACAUUCUGAGGUUUCGCACGGGUGAAGCGGAUGACGUCAGGUUCGCGGUUCGGGAACGAUACCCAGUCGACAGUGCGAAAGCGCCUGCACCUCUGCCAACCUUGGAAAGGUUGACUGAAAUAAUAUCAAAUGCACCCAAAGGGGAACAACUGAAGAGGGUCCUUAACCCGCAUCUUCCUUAUGGAGCCACUCUUAUUGAGCAUUGCCUUAUAGAAGCUGGAUUUUCUGGUUCUGUCAAAAUAGAUCAGCACAUGGAAAGUAAAGAAAAUAUUGAAAAAGUGCUCAGUGCUUUAGAGAAAGCGGAAGAAUACAUGACACUGACCGACAGCUUCAGUGGGAAGGGUUAUAUUAUCCAGAAAAGGGAGAAAAAGCCAAGUCUGGAAGCGGAUAAACCAGCAGAAGAUAUUUACACAUAUGAGGAAUUUCAUCCUUUCUUGUUUUCUCAACAUUCAAAAUGUCCGUACUUGGAAUUUGACUCAUUCAAUAAGGCAGCAGACGAGUUCUACUCCAAGCUCGAGGGACAGAAAAUUGAUCUGAAAGCAUUGCAGCAGGAAAAACAAGCAUUGAAGAAACUGGAAAAUGUCCGUAGGGAUCAUGAGCACAGACUAGAAGCUCUUCAGCAAGCUCAGGAAGCUGAUAAGAUAAAAGGAGAACUUAUAGAAAUGAACUUGGAGAUCGUCGACCGAGCCAUCCAGGUGGUCCGUAGUGCGUUAGCCAACCAGAUCGACUGGACAGAGAUCGGAGCGAUCGUUAAAGAAGCCCAAGCGCAGGGAGACCCCGUUGCAAGUGCUAUCAAAGAACUGAAGCUUCAGACAAAUCAUAUCACGAUGCUGCUGAGGAACCCGUACGUGUUAUCUGAAGAGGAGGAGGAGGAGGAGGAUGCCGAGUUAGAGAAAGAAGAAACGGAAGAACCCAAGGGAAAAAAGAAAAAGAAUAAAAACAAACAGUUGAAGAAACCUCAGAAAAACAAACCGUCGUUAGUUGACGUGGAUCUCAGUUUGUCUGCGUACGCCAAUGCCAAGAAGUACUAUGAUCACAAAAGACACGCAGCCAAGAAGACUCAGAAGACGGUAGAAGCUGCAGAAAAGGCCUUUAAAUCAGCUGAGAAGAAGACGAAGCAGACACUGAGGGAAGUUCAGACAGUUACCACCAUUCAGAAAGCGAGAAAAGUCUAUUGGUUUGAGAAGUUCCUGUGGUUCGUUAGUUCUGAGAAUUACCUUAUUAUUGCUGGAAGAGAUCAGCAGCAGAAUGAGCUGAUUGUCAAGCGCUAUCUCAAAUCAGGGGACAUAUAUGUGCAUGCCGACCUCCACGGGGCCACGAGCUGUGUGAUCAAGAACCCAUCAGGUGAACCGAUCCCUCCCCGAACGCUGACGGAGGCAGGCACGAUGGCCUUGUGCUACAGCGCAGCCUGGGACGCCCGCAUUGUCACCAGUGCUUGGUGGGUCUCCCACAACCAG
Molecule: messenger RNA, 1794 nt
Organism: Eurypyga helias (sunbittern)
Lineage: Eukaryota; Metazoa; Chordata; Aves; Eurypygiformes; Eurypygidae
Gene: NEMF
Product: nuclear export mediator factor
Exons: 18
Biological process (GO): rescue of stalled cytosolic ribosome; ribosome-associated ubiquitin-dependent protein catabolic process
Cellular component (GO): RQC complex
Molecular function (GO): tRNA binding; ribosomal large subunit binding
Source: RefSeq, a predicted model, not a curated record